This is a messenger RNA of Camelus dromedarius (Arabian camel), 8982 nucleotides long. Its product is annotated as connector enhancer of kinase suppressor of ras 2. Lineage: Eukaryota; Metazoa; Chordata; Mammalia; Artiodactyla; Camelidae. The transcript is spliced from 8 exons. The record is from RefSeq and is a predicted model, not a curated record. Bases 179 to 1459 code for a protein of 426 amino acids.
UUUGAAACAGUCAACUCUCUACUGGUUCUCACACCUGAAUGAUACCAAGGCUGACGGUUUUAUAUAUCUACCUGAAUUCCGAAUUGACUUGGCUCCACACUGCAGAAGAAGCAAUGAUUUCCAAGCCUCCCAUGCAAGAAUCAAGAAUUUCUACUUUGCUGCUGAGUGUUCAGAUGAGAUGAAUUAUUGGGUUGGACAAAUGUUACUGUUAGCAUACGGUUCCUCCUUUGGAGAUGCAGCUGCCAAUGAAGAAUACAGACGUAUAGGUGCUAUCAUUUACGCAAACUGUAUUUUGGCCCUGACAAGAGAAUUUCCUGUGAUUCGGUGUAACACUUGCCACCAUCCAACUACUAUUGUUUCCGUGAGUCCAACCUUCCAAUACAGAUGUGCUCAAGACGUCUCUGAUGAGUUCAUCUAUUUUCGUCCAAUUGACGCAGAAGUUCGGGAAGAGGCCAGAAAACAAAAACAUCGGAAAUCAACCAGGGCCUCUCAUCGACACACCAGAGAAGAACACAGUUGCCCACAAACACCAAGAAAUCUGUGGCUGGAAUCUCCAGAAAAUGCAGAGUUCCAAGGAGGUGAUGAUUUGGAAGUAGCAAGAAGCAUGUAUCCUUUUAGAGAAAGACCCAUCCUCCGGCGUUCCUGGGAAGAGCUCUUAGAGGCACCACUGAACAGUGAAGGACUCCACAUACUCCAAACUACUCCUACAGAAGAGAGAGAGAUUGACUACCUCCAGCUGCCACCAGAGGAGGAGAAUCAAGCAACCACUUCGCUGAGGGCUCACCAUCUCCAAGCUUUGCAAGGACCUUUCCCACUGCAUCCUCAGCAUCCGAAGCUCCAGAGGCAGCGUAGUCACAGCUUGCCACGAUACAGUGAUGUCAGAAGCCGAAGACUAAAUGCACCUGAGUUAACAUUAAACCCAGAGGAGACAUGGUUCUUCUUCCCAAGUGAUCAUACUUUGCUUCCAGGAGAAAAUGCAAAGGAAAGUGACAGCAUUGAAGAGGCUUGGCAGAAGACCAUUUUGUCAGCUUCGGGUGAACAUCCUCCUAUCAAUCCAAGUUUUGAGAAGUCUUCUGCAAUGAGGGAUAAAAUUGGAAUUCCUGGAGAUAAUACUAGACUUCCCAGGGGCAAUGUUAGAGUUUCCAGGAAUAAUGUCAUCAUCCCCCAGAUUAAUGUUGGAGUUCCCAUGGGUAAUGUUGGGGUUUCCAUGAAUAAUGCUAGGAUUCCCAUGGAUAAUACUGCAGUUACUUUGGAUAAUUCUAGAGUUCCCAGGGGCAGUGGUGGUGUUCCCAUGGGUAACCUUGAAGUUCCUAGAGGCAAUUAUGGACUUCCCAGGGGCAGUGGUGUUGGAAUUCCCAUGGGUAGUGUUGAAACUCUCAGGAAUAAUGCUGGAACAUCCAGACGUAUUGUAGCUUAUCCACUUACUGAGCUCUCAAAGAUAGGUGAACACCGGGUAUAAAAACUGACACUUUACAAAGCAGUCCUGAUAUUUAAAGGAAUACACCAAGACACUAAACAUCAAAAUGGCAGUAUCAAAUAUUACAAUCUAAAAUAGGAAAUGAAAAAUCUAAAUUUGAAAUGUAUAAGUGAACAUACAAAUAUAUUUAUUAUGGAUGUCUUUUAUCAGAAUUUUUGGAACUAGAUUGGAGUCUACUUACUAGUUUAUUCUGAGUGACAACCCUUUAUUAACCUGUGGAAUAAUCUAGUUGGAGGGGAUGAGUUGUGGAGGAGUAAGACAUUUACUUCAUCAAGCCUAGAUUUCUAUUUAAUAAAGAGAUACAAUGUCUUUGUCUAUCACUAAACAAAGUAACAACUAAUCUCCAAAUGAUAUUGUACAUCUCAUAGUUACCAAAACGUCAGGUUUUCUUGGAUAUUUUGAUGAGCAAAUGAAAGUGAUCUCAUAGUUAUCAAGUUUUCUGGAUGAGUCCAGCUUAAUGUCCAAGAAAUUUAUUUACUAAAAGUUAGGGAACCAGAAAAUUCAGCAGAAGAUUUCUGAAUGCAAUGCUUUUCUGAGAUGUCUAGAUAGGACCUAUGAAGAAAGCCCACUAACAAGAGUAUUUAAACAUACAUAUUUAUUUCUUGUGACACAUAUCUGACAAAAUUGUAAAUAUUUACUGGAAGCCUUAAAAAUACAAGGAGACAAACUGUAGAACUGUAAAUAGAAUACAUGGUUGUGAUGUAAAUACUAUGGUAAGACAACACUAACAGCACCACAGGAUGCCUAAAAUAUUGCAUGCUAGAACAAUAUUUUUCUUUAAGAAAUUAAUUUUGUUUAUUUGUCCCAACUACUAAAUUAGUUUGACAUUAAAAUGCAGGAUAGAAGGGACAAUUAUUGAAAUAUUUUACUAAAUUACUGAAUAAGAUGCCUUUUUCAGAAAAAAAAAAAGAGGACCAAUUUUAAUUGUUCCAGAUGGUUAGUAUAGUAUUCAAAUCACACAACCGUAGUUAUCUAUAAAAUUGGGUUUUCAAAAACAUUUAUUUCACACAUCUCUGAAGAUAGACAAGGUAAUAAGGCUCACUCCAUAAACUACAUGGGAAUCUCAUUACUUUCUGUUCAUACAUAACAUAAAUUGUAUCCAAAGUUUUAGGGCAUAUGGGCCAGCACUCAAUUUGUAUAUUUAAAUUUUCAAAUUUCCUGAAUAAUGGUAGCUGUUGUUUUUACAAAACUAAGGGCAAUUUAAAUUAUGGGUACCACCUAACCCCGUAUUGUGUGCCUUACCACAUAGUGCAAGGGGUGGUAGUCUGUGUUAUGAGGGAAAACUCUUGCCUGUUCACAGGUUUUAUUUGGCAUUUGAGGAAGGAGGUAAAGAGGCUGGCUAGCCUCCCUCUUUCACUCUCUGCCGGUUCAGUUGGGUUACUGAACCACGGCCUUGGCCUCAGAAGGAAAGGAAAAGUAGUGAGAUUUCUUUCUCCUACUUCUUCCAGCCCAGAAACUGGAGUACAAUUUCAGACUGGAGUAACCUGAAUCUUGUAUGGGGUGGCCAAACCACAGAAGUAAUGGAAGCAUACAAGCUGCCAUACUUCAGUUACUGCCAACCCCUGACAGAAAAAAACAAACUGACAGUUCACCUUGUUUAACUGAUAGUUUACUCUAUAUGCUCUCUUGUAACACUGACUUUGUGAAACAGAACUAUUGCAUUUCGACCUUCAAAGGGAACCCACCUUGCAAGUGCAAAAAGAGUAAGGUGGAAAAUUUUGAGAUGAAGUACUAAGAACUAACAUUUACCAAACAGCAAGUGAAAAGAAAGACAGCAAACACAAUUAUAUUCAACUGUGUAUAACACUGAUACACAACUAAAGAUGGUGACUAAAACAAAGCAAAACACCACCAUACCACCAUCAAGAAUAAAAUAAAAAAUACCUGCUAUGUGAGUGUUAGUCUUCUUGCUUAUGACCCAUAUAAUUUUGGAUAUUGUGUUUAGUGUCUUAACAUUUAAAUAUAAAAAGUAUAUAUGUAAAAUGGCCAGCUGCUUCUUCUUUGUAAAAUUUUAAAAAUUGAAUAAAACUAAAUUAGGAUGGAUUAAGAAAAUAAUCAUCAAUCUUGUAAAGAAAGUUACUUGUAUUGGUUUUAUUCUGUUAAAUAUUGUUCAGAAAUAAGAAAUGCAAAAGUUUCAGUGGCACAUUGUUAUCUAUCUUCAAAGAUUGUGCCUUGUCUUAAGGUUGUAUAUAUCAAAUAAAUCAUAUAAAGUCAUUCAUUAAUCAUCAUAAUGCUACAGAAAAGAGAGUAAAAAGCAUGCAAUAUAUUGAAUAAGAAAACUUCACCACAAAUUUCACAAAAACUGGACUUGAAGUUUUCAGGGAAAAAAAGGUAAAAUUGCAAAUCUAAAUGCAUAGUGUUGAAGAAGGAAAAUGAUAAGCCAUUUCUAACCCUCUUGCACUUGCCAAAUGAGAGACAGAUUAAAUUUACAUAUAUAAUUCUAUAUUUUAAUAUAUCUCCUGUAAAAUAAGAACAAAAUUACUUGUUAAAAUCGAUGACGGCAUAAAAUGAGAGAAAGAACUCUAAAAUUUUCCUGCAUAUUAUAGUGUACAAGAAAGAACAGUUGAUUAAAAAAUAUAAUAUAUAGUUUAACAAUCUUAAUUAGCCAUAUAAUUUCCUCUCAAGUUUCUAGAAAAGUGUGAAGUGUGCUCUUCUCAGUGUGAGUAGGAGAUUAAUUUUUCUAACUUUACAGAUUUUUUUUACAUCCAAUCCCCUAAUUAGAGAAUUAUAUCAAAUUGAUUUUCAUUCUUAAACUGCAUAAUGUGCAUUCAGACAAGUUUAAAUGAUUUUUAAUUCACAAAUGUUACUUAGCAAUUCUGAUUUGAAAAAUCCCAAAGUUUCAUUUAUCUCUGCUUAAAUCUUUAAAAAUUAACCAAAUGAAAAGAUAUUUUAAACAGUUAAUAGGAUGGAGCAAAGAGAAAAUUAUCACAAAAACACCCCUCUAAGAAUGAACGAAUGUAUGGUAUUCAAAUCACAUAACUGUCACUUUCAUUUCAAUUAACAUGGUGUUAGAAAAAUAUUUUCAAAGCACUUAAUUGAAUUCAAAAUAUCUUUGAAGGAUUCUGAGUACAGAAACCAUUCAAUCAUAAUCGGUACCUUAGACCAAAGGGACUUCAACAGUUUCUAAAAUGUCUCUUUUUUAUAAAUCUUUGGAAUGAUCCAUUAUUAAAAGUUUUAAUAUCCUUAAUUUACUCUUUACUGGAUAGUAACAAUAAAUUUAAAAAUCAUAUAAAGUAAAACUGUUCAUUUUUAUAUUGAUUUGACCUUUUUUCAUUAUUUAAACUUGAAGUUUACCAAAGGUGAGACAUAGUAUAUAAGAAAAUUACUGCUGUCCAACUAACAAAGCACUGUGAUCACUUUGGGUGAAAAAAUGAGCUGCCUGAGAAAUAAAAUAACUUUUGUAUUAAGAACAAUCUAAGAAAACUGAAUUUCGACUAACAAUUAAAAAUCAUCUUGAAUUCUAAAUUGAAGCCAAAUUGUGUCCACAAUUAAAAAGUAAAAUGAAAACUUGAGGUUUUGUAUAUGUAGUGAAACUUUAUUUCAGAAAACCACAGUAUCAAGAGCCAUUAUAAUAUUAAAACAUGCAACUAUAGAAAAAAAAUUAACCAAAAGAAAUCCAUGCAAGGGAAUUGUUUUUGAUGAUUAAUAUAAUAGUAAAUGAAUGUACAAUGGUAUCUCUAGUUAAGAAUGAAGCAUAUAUAGACAGUAUGCAUUAUUUUUUCUAAACUCCAUUAACUAGUAAGACAACUUCAUUAAUUGCAUGUGAUAUUUCUAUCUAGUGAUUAUAUUUUAAGUGUCUUAAAAGUGAAAACUCAAAAUAUAGCAAAAUGCUUUUAAUAGGUCAUCAGGUGUAAAGUACAUGUGCCUUUUACAUAUUUCAAGAGUAGAGAUCCUCACUGAAGUGAGUGACAAUCUAGUAGAAAGUGAGAGAAAGAAAGAAGAGAAAAACAAAAAAUUAGAAUAAAACUGUAGCUUUUUAAGUAAUUGAUGUUUUCUUAAAAUAUUAUUUUAAAGGUAAUUUUUUUCUCUUUUGAAAGUUAUUUUUGUAUUAACAUGGACAAAUAAACCUUAAAAUAAUUCAACUUUAUCAUUUAUAUCUUUAAAUUUUAUACUACCUCCUAGUCCCCUAAUUCUCACUCCUUAUACCUGUUCCUCAUUCCAAACCUUAUUCAAGUCCAUUCUUCACCUUAUCCCAUCCCCCCUUUACCCCAUCCUUGACCUCUUCUCCAUACCCAUAAUACCUUAAUCCCACUUCAUCCCUCCCUUGCCCUUACUGGAUCCUACCUCAUUCUGGAUAUCUUAUCCUCUUAUCCUCAUCCCAAUCCCCACUUUUUUUCUUCCCAUCCCAUUCUAAAUUCACAUCCUAUCCCUGAUCUCCACCCCAUUAUGCACAGCACCCCAUUCACUAUCAUCAUCCUUUCCCUCAGCCUAUUCCUGAGCCCCAAUCCAAUCCUAACUCCACCUUUUGAUCUCACCCAUCCCAAGCUUCACCCCCAUCUUGGACCUCUCAGCUUCAUCCUAACACUAAUCUUAAACUCUCCUUCAAUCUUGAACGUCAGAGAAAAGGAUAGAAUAAAGACUAGUGUAAGGACCAUGAAUGAAUUAAAGAUGUUUAUUUCAUGCCUUUACUGAUUUAUUAAAAUAAAACCCCAAAGUUGGAUUUUUUUUUCCAGAUUAUGUCAAGAUAUCCCAAAUUAUGAUAUCAAAGCAGCUAAGUCAAAGUGCAAAGGUCUGAACACCAUGUACCCCCUAAAGUCAUCCUUAAUAGGGAAAAUAGACUAACUUAUGCAAGGCUUUCAAAGAUUAUAAAAACAUAUAAACGUCAUUUCAAACCCUUUUCUGUUUUGUUUUUAAAUUUUAAUUUUUAAAUGACUUCCAAAAGAUUUGAAUGGUUUUAUCUUCUUUCGUAUUAUUAUAAGAUACCUGCCACCUAAAGAAAUACUCACUUUAGGCUCUUCAAGUAAAUGAAAAGAUAUACAUCACCAAUUUCUUAAUAUUAAUUGUAAAAUAAGUUGAUGAAAAAAGAUAAAAUAUGCACUUUGUGAAUUUACCUAGAGUGUAUUUUUGCUAUUGAAAAGUAAUAUUUUGAAAGUUUAUUUUUAAAAUGGACACACCUCUAAUGAAUUUCAUUAUCUUAUACAACUAGUAUCCAUUUAGAAACCAAUUUCUCUAUUCUUAUACAUAAAUUAUAAUAAAAAGAUCAUCUUCAAAAUAAAAUUCACUUUAAAAAUGCAGAGACAUUCAAAACUAGUUAGUAUAUAAUACUAAACAGUGUUAGAACUAUCAACAAUUAAUAUUACCAAUUUGUUCCCCAGAGCCCAAGAAUCUUGAAGAUAUUAACUAAUUUUCAUAAUUCCUACAGAAGUACAUCUAGUCAUUUGAAAAUAAAUACACAUAAAUUUGGUAAUUUUAAAGUUGCAGAAUUAUAAUGACCAAAGUUUAUUCCUUAAAACUAUCAUUUCAGUACUGUGUAAUAAGAGUUAAUGCUAAUACAUGUGCAGUACUUGAAGAAAUUCAACAGUCUAUGAAGAAGAAAAAUUAAUUUUAAGAAAAAGUAUUAUUGAUUUUAAAAUACCCUUUAUUGUCAAAAUUUGGUAAUAACACCUCCAUACAUUACACCUUCUCAAAACUUUAACCCAUCAAGCUCUCAAACCAAGUGUUUCAGUUUGUUGUGACUAUGUCCAGUACAUUCAAGUAGGUAACUUCAUAUUUCUCUUUUGCUAUAUUUAUCACCAGUGAUUAGAGAACAACUCUGUCUUAACUUGGGGGGAAAAACAGCUCCAACAAAAUCAGUGAGAGCUGGUGCAAUGCUAAUGAUUUUAGCAUUCAUUAUGAAUUAAAAUUUUCCACCUUUUGAAAAUGAAGCACUUGACUUGGUUUUAUUUUCAAAGAAAGGGAAGACAGUAAAGUACACUGGUAUCAUGAAAUAUUUUCCAUUUUACACUAAUGCUGUAUCACAUUUUUCAAAAUGUAUAUUGUCAUUAACUGCUGACCAUUGUUGAAUUCUAUCUCAUUUAUUAAGUAUUUAUUGUGAUAUGUUCAAAUAGUGUACCGUUAAAGGUGAUAUUUUAACAUAUAUGUGACAUGUGUAUCUUGGCCUGUAUUGUAUCUUUAAAAAAGUGUGGUGUAGGUUGAUAUGAUGCAUUUAUUUAUUCAGGGGUUGAAUUAUCACAGCACUAGACUUUAGAACUGCUGGUGCUCCGUAUUUGAGAUUAUCCUAAGCUUGCAAAGCUCUCAACAAAUAUUUUAAUAUCUUACUAAUUUAAGAUUCUAAUAAAGAAUAUUACAGAGGGGCUAUGAUCAUUAAAAAACUAAACCACCAAAUUAAUCUUAUUUCUGGAGCAAAAUGCAUCAGACAUUCAGUAGGACUUUUUUCAAAAACAGACAAAACCAAAAUUAUUUUUGUACUUGCUGAUUCAGCUGCUGUUUCUAGUCCAUGGUCUUUUGUCCAUGAGUAGUGCCAAUGUAGACAUUUUCAUUUUUGGAUCUUUCUCUGUGAGUGUAUAUGUGUAGGUUUGCGUGUGCAAACAAGUGUGACAGAGAAACGAGGACAUUUUGGGGAAAAUGUGUAAAUCAUUAUUUGCAUUUAGGUUUAAUCAUUGGCAGUUUUGACACCACAAUGCACAUUUUCUUAACCACUCUAAAAUUAUUAUUUUAUAUUUUUCUAGAAAAUAAUUAUCCCAAAAUUGACUAUUCAACCUCUAAUACCACUUCAUCUACAUCCAUAAUAUAAAUUUGUGGUUCUUAAUCUUUGACCUGAUUAAGUUGGCAAGCCAGGGAAUAGAUAUUUCAAAUGUUGACUUUGGUGUCCUAAUGAAUUCUGAAUAAAAGUAGAAGGUACAGCUAACCUCCAGACUUAUAUAUUGAAAAUUGCGAUGGGUUCUAUGUGUUUCACGUGUUUCGUUUAUACACAAAAUCUCAUGAAAAGUUCAAUUUUUCUUUUUUCAGAAAGUGAACUCCUCACUCAAAUACAAACUUGAUUAGAAACCUUUUAAAUUAGAACACUAAAAAUGUUUGAUGCUACAGAAAUAGAAAUUAAUUACUUCCCUCUUGUAUCUUUAAAACUAAAUUUCAACUCCUGAAUAAUAUUGCUUCUCCUAAAUUUUUCAAUUUUGUAUUUGUACCAUGUUGAGACUUAUACUCUAGUAACAUUAUGUAAACUUGGUGUUGUUUCUCUUCAAGUGAAUUGUGAUACUAAUUGUAAUUGAUGCCAUUUUUCCUAUCAUAUUUCUGCCAGAUUACCUUAUUAAUAUUUGUGUCUAGUAAAACUUGAUGGUAAAAGUCACUGUUAUCCUCAUUAGGCAUAUAUUUUCCGAUACAUUACAUUGAUGUGUAAGGUGCACUGCAAAAAUGUUAAAUUUUUGUUUCUAACACGUCAAUUUGCAAAAAAUAUACAUAUUUGGCACAAUAGUGAAAGGAACCUAUUUCUUUCUGAAUCCAAAUUUGUCUUCUGCUUUACAAACUUCAUUUGUAAAUUAAGAUUUCAAUAAAUGGUGUCAUCUGCA